Messenger RNA from Spodoptera litura, 1188 nucleotides. RefSeq names its product methyltransferase-like protein 22. Gene Ontology annotation, biological process: protein methylation. The record is from RefSeq and is a predicted model, not a curated record. Gene Ontology annotation, molecular function: protein methyltransferase activity. Gene Ontology annotation, cellular component: nucleus. Lineage: Eukaryota; Metazoa; Arthropoda; Insecta; Lepidoptera; Noctuidae.
CAUCCUAAAGAAAACAAGAAACUGCACCUCAAUAAUAUGUAUCUAUGUAUGAAUAUGAAUAAGUUCCAUUAAGGAACAUCAUCAUCAUACUAUUUCCCGCCUACGUGACCGGCAUAAAUAACAAACACGCCUAAAGCAUAGUAAAUUACAAAAGCUGGCAUGCAUACCACACUAUUACAGAUUUAUUUUAGAAGUUUUAAUAUUGGACCGUUUCCAAUUUUUGUACCAAUGUCCUUCCUCAUUAGCAGUGGCAAAAAGUCAUCUUAUUGUCUCUGGUAAUUAAUAUUGAGUUUCAUAAAAUAAGAUGCCAGAACUGACGGUGACAUCGGAGAUAUAUGAGGAGUAUGAUUAUAAAACUAAAAUAUCACCCAGCACUGAAGGAAAUGUGAUAUCAGAGUUUCCAUUCCUGUUGCCUAAAGCUGGAAGCAGCGCCACUUAUGAUGAGGAUGAUGACCUCGACAUCGAGAGGCCACAAAAAGAAGUUAUUAAAAUUGAACACAGUUCCAAAACUAAAAUCGCGCUAGUAGGCCUACAGGUAUGGCGGGGCGCGUUCCUCCUCGGUGAUUGGUUGAUACACCUCGGUCUGAAAGGGGAACUGACCAAUCGGAGCGUGUUGGAGCUCGGCGCGGGAACUGGACUCACUAGCUUUGUCGCCGCUUUGUAUGCUAAGAAAGUUAUUUGCACAGAUAUCAACAUGGGCGGUAUACUAGACCUAAUUAAACUAAAUGCGAAGUAUAACAAGAAGUUAAUAAAGUCACAAUUCAAAGUAAUGCCGCUGGACUUCACUGACACCGCGUGGAGCUCCUCCUUGUUGACCGAAGUCAAACAGGCGAGCAUCAUUCUUGCUGCUGAUGUAAUAUACGACGACGAUUUAACAGCAGCCUUCGUUUCAACUAUACAGAAGAUAUUAAACACUGAGCCACCCAAAACGUUAUACAUGGUGCUCGAAAAACGGUACGUGUUCACGAUAGAGCACCUCGACUCCGUGGCGCCCUGUUACGAGACAUUCCUCACUCUGCUAGACAAAGUCAAGACAGAAAACGCACAUUCCACAUGGAACAUACAACAACUACCUCUAGACUUCCCCAAGUAUUUCACCUACGACCGUGUCAAAGAUCUCGUUCUAUGGAAAAUCUCAUCUACACCUAAUUAAAUUAAAGCUAAAAGACAAUAAAUAUUAUUUUAUAA